Molecule: messenger RNA, 3326 nt
Organism: Nothoprocta perdicaria
Lineage: Eukaryota; Metazoa; Chordata; Aves; Tinamiformes; Tinamidae
Gene: CDCA7
Product: cell division cycle associated 7
Exons: 10
Coding region: 3-1244 (413 amino acids)
Biological process (GO): regulation of DNA-templated transcription
Cellular component (GO): nucleus
Source: RefSeq, a predicted model, not a curated record
CCAUGGCCCCCCGGCGCCCGCAGAGACAAGGUUGCUUGGGAAGGAAGAACUUCACAGCAUUCCGAAACAUGAAGCUGAUUCCCAUGGAAACAUCCUCAUCCUCUGAUGACAGUUGUGACAGUUUUGGCUCCGAUAAUUUUGCAAACACAAAAGCUAAGUUUAGGUCAGAUAUUACAGAAGAAUUAGCAAAAAUCUUCUAUGAAGCUUCUGAUGAUGAAUCCUUCUGUGGCUUCUCAGAAAGCGAGAUUCAGGAUGCAUUGAAGCUGGACUCGGAUUCAGAGGAGAAUGAUGUAAAUGCUGAAAAUGGGAUAACUCGACAAAGACAGAAAUGUUCCCUUCCUCUAAAAGUAGCUAUGAAGUUUCCACUCCGGCGAUCGAAAAGGAGAAAGGAUGAGAUGGACUCUCUUCCUGAGGAGACGGUGCCUGAUCCAGAUUCAGAUUCUGACUCUGAAGAAAAGAGAUCCAUGUUUUUAGAAAAAAGAGCUUUAAACAUAAAGGAAAACAAAGCAAUGCUUGCAAAGCUAAUGGCCGAGUUGCAGAGUGUUUCGGGUAUCUUUGAUGGCAGAAGAUCAUUGCCAGUUGCCAGUCAUGCACCAAAGCGACUUCCAAGACGCUCUCUUCCCAAAAGCGCUCUGAGGAGGAACCCAGACCGGAGUUCUCGGCCACACACAAGAUCCAGGUCCUUGAUUGAAGGGCCGCCUACUCCUUUACCAGAAGAUGAUGAUGAGGAGGAUGAUCGGUACUUCUUAGUGAGAAGAAGAAAGGUGUCUGAUGAGUACCUGGAGCACGAAGCCCGCGCUCCCAGGAGAGGUCACCAUGGUGCCAUGGCUCUUCCACACGUCGUGCGUCCCGUUGAGGAGAUAACAGAGGAGGAACUGAAUAAUAUUUGUGGAUCAGCGAGAGAGAAAGUGUACAACAGGGCCAUGGGCUCCACUUGCCAUCAGUGUCGCCAGAAAACCGUAGACACCAAGACAAACUGCCGUAACCCUGACUGCAUCGGGGUGCGGGGCCAGUUCUGUGGGCCCUGCCUCCGCAACAGGUACGGGGAGGACGUCCGGACGGCCCUGCUGGAUCCGGCCUGGAAGUGCCCGCCCUGUCGUGGAAUCUGCAACUGCAGCUUCUGCAGGCAGCGAGACGGCCGAUGUGCUACCGGUGUCCUGGUUUACCUGGCCAAGUACCACGGCUACGACAACGUCCAUGCCUACUUGAAAAGUCUGAAACAAGAACUUGGAAUGGAAGACUGAAGCUGCGGCUGCUUCAGACUAUGUGCUCUUUCACCAAUAUUUCAUUAUUGCCUACAGUGAAUUGUUCAAUCACGUCAUGUUGCAAAUUCCUGUAUUCCUUCUGUUACCUCUUGGGUUAAAAUAGGAUAAAGAGCUAUCACAUAUCUCGGUGCAAAUAGUACAAAAAAAAAGUUUUUUGAAGGCCUUUUCAUACAUGCUAUUGUUACCUGUUAACUUAGCAAACUAGAGAGUAUCAGUUUGUUUCAUGGCAACAACUUGUUAAUUUCAUUUCUUUUUUCUUCCUGUUUUUCCUGAAAGGAGAUGGGACUUUAAGCCAUUAGUUUUAUGCAUAUGAUGAUCUGUGCUGCAGUCUUGCUUACGCUUGAAUAUUAAUUGCAAAAAGAUCAAAACUGUUCCAACCAUUCAGGUCACUGGGGAACCUUCCCAAGUGGACAGGGCAUGUGUGUAACUCAUGACCAGCUUCAGCUUUAUCUGCAAUACAAACCCGUCCUGAAAACAAGUGAUAGAAGCUAGGAGUUCUGUAAAGCAACUACUUGUCCUUAAGUAUAAAAAGGAAGCCCUAAUGGUUGUACAGAGCAGUUUCCAGGCACUGUGCCAAUGGUUUUAUAGAGUACUCAAAGUGCAGACUUACUCUGAGGGAAGGUCUCCACUGAGUAGCUUAAAAAUGCAGCAGAAGCAAUUGGAGUGGGGACCUGGUAAUACAUUUUGUCGUGUGGCAGGAGGCCUCCAGGAAGCCAGAAACUUCCACAGCGGCAGUGAGGCUUGCCUGGCUGUGACGGGGACACGUGCGAAGGUGCUGCUGUGCACCCAGGAGUGACUGCUCUGUGUAGAGCAGAGUGUAGCCUGUGGCAGUUGACCGUUGGAUUUGGAAGUUGGCAUUUUCCUGCUGUUGCUGCCAGCUGCAGAGCUGCUCCUCUGCAGAACAGCUCUGGCCCAGCGGAGGGGAGCUCCCAGGAGCAGGGCUUGCAGCGAGCACAGGAGCAGAGGUGGCUCAUGUGGCUUUUUGGCAGCUGUGCAGUGGAUUAAAGAUGUAGCCUGUUGAGCUCUGGUAUCAGAGGGGCAGACAAAGCACUGGGAUCAGGAGCUUGUUACCUAUGAGCAAAAUAAAAAGUAAGAACUUAAGCUGCAGUCGAGCUUGCAGUUGCAUAGAGCAGCAGGAGCAUGAAUAGAUAAUGUUCUCAAGUACACCCCGGACAGUAGCAGAUGAGGAAAAGCAGUUGCCUUAUCUAAAAACUUUUCAACGCUAAGUGAAAAGGCAGAUGUAAUGGUUGCAUACAGUUUGUGAGCACUUAGAAAUGUGCCAUGUUUCUACGUAUGUCUGGCUCAGCAUGGUUGUAGAAAUGAUGUUGCUAAUGAGCUGUGAGUAGAGCACAAACUGAGCCCAAGAAUUCCAGCAUACUGCGUGGAUGGGCCGCAUGUACUGUAGAUGCUGUAGAAAAAAGUGCCAUGAGUAUUCCAGCUGGAGAGCCACAAAGUGUAUAAAAUGCCCAGGGGUUGGUAAUGGAAACUGCUGCAUAAGCUUUGUGCAAGAUUUGGAGCAUGAUGUAAAAAAAAAAUGUACAGUUGAAUAGUAGGCAGAAUCAACCUGCAUGUAUUGAGCACUAGAACAGGACACGGCCUUGCACCCCUUUGCUUGCACAGGAUUUGUACUGUAUGUGUAUAUAUAAUGGUGCACAUUUUAUACCUUUCUGGGAAGUACAUCAGUGUACAUGGAAGAGGCAGCCAGGGGAAGAUGGAUUUGGAAACAAAAGGUGUUUAUGUGUCAGACGCGCAGCUCUGAUUUGUAAAUCAUCUGUGUUGUUGAAGAUCUCCAGCCCCUUUUUUGUCUCUGUUUUUAUAGUGUUGAUAGCUGGACAGUGCAAGGUGGAGAGUGCUUUUCCCUCUAGGAACAUUUCAUGAAAAAAGGAGCUCUAGAAAUACAUAUUCUUGAUAGCUAAGAGUGAUUUUUCUAAUUGUUGGGCUUGCCUUUUGAUUGCUGGAGUGUGAAAGGACUAUGUUAAAAGCAACCCCUUGUAUCAUGUCAUGGAGACUGCUGUGCUGAGAUUCCCUCAGAUCUAUGAACUUCUGUACAAAGGUUUUUUA